Aureobasidium subglaciale EXF-2481 is the source of this 2626-nucleotide messenger RNA. RefSeq lists its product as uncharacterized. The coding region runs from base 1 to 2445 and encodes 814 amino acids. Gene Ontology annotation, cellular component: nucleolus; nucleus; 90S preribosome. The record is from RefSeq and is a predicted model, not a curated record. Gene Ontology annotation, biological process: maturation of SSU-rRNA from tricistronic rRNA transcript (SSU-rRNA, 5.8S rRNA, LSU-rRNA). Lineage: Eukaryota; Fungi; Ascomycota; Dothideomycetes; Dothideales; Saccotheciaceae. Gene Ontology annotation, molecular function: protein binding. The transcript has 2 exons.
AUGGGACGUGUCAUGUUAUUUGUGUGUUGGCGGAUCGAUGUACAUCCGGCGAAGAAGGAGCGACCGGGCGUCGGGCGAGUUGGCGGAUCUGUUAGACGCAGAUCAGACGGCCAAGAUCAAAGCGGCUCUGCGGAGAAGCGCUCGGCAAGCUACGGCCGUCAUAAAUCUGGGGUCGCGCGGGUCUCAGAAAAAAAUUUGACAAAUCCCUCGACGGUGCCCGUCUACACCAUCUCUGGAUCAGCAACAGCCCGACCGCUACCGGAAUGGCUCGCGCGCCAGAGAAAGCGCAGUCUGAAGCAAGAUCCCGAGUGGGCAAACAGAGUCGAGCUGUUGCAGGACUUUGAGUUCGAAGAGGCCUCGCAAUGCGUGAGGGUGAGUGACGACGGCGAAUGGGUGAUGAGCACAGGAACAUACAAGCCGCAGCAACAUGUGCACUACCUGCCGCAUCUGUCGCUGUCGUACGCCCGUCACACCGACUCGCUCAACCAGACCUUCAUCCUCCUCUCGUCCGACUACUCCAAAUCGCUGCAUCUGCAGACCGACCGCACUCUGGAGUUCCACACGCCCGGCGGCAUGCACUACCGCACUCGCAUUCCCCGCUACGGUCGCGACCUGAAGUACAACAAGCGCGCCGCCGAAGCUCUGAUCCCUGCCUCGGGUGUCAACCAGGAUGGCAUGGGCGAGGUCUACCGCCUGAACCUGGAGUUGGGAAGAUACAUGAAGGGUUACGAAGUCGACGUCGGAGGUGACGACUGGACAAGCUCGGGCGCUGGCGCUCUCCAGGGCGGCAUCAACACCGGCUGCGUCAACACGGCCGCCGUCGCCGAGGACUCGCACAACCUCCUCGCCUUCGGUACGUCCAUCGGUACCGUCGAGUUCUGGGAUGGCCGUUCCCGCAGUCGCGUCGGUAUCCUCCAAUCUCCCACACAACACCAACAGCAGCGCCCACAAGUCACCGCCCUCGAGUUCCACCGUUCUGGUCUGAACCUGGCAACUGGCGACUCUGACGGCAUUGUGCACGUCUACGAUCUCCGCUCGCCCACUCCGCUCCUCACAAAAGACCAAGGCUACGGCUACGCUAUCCAGACACUCAAGUACAUGUCACCCACGUCGACUCAAGUGCAGUCGGAGAAGCUCAUGUCGGCCGACAAGCGUAUCAUCAAGAUAUGGGAGGCCAGCAACGGCGACCCGUGGACAAGCGUCGAGCCCGCCGUCGAUCUCAACCACGUCGAGUGGUGCAAGGACAGUGGUAUGCUCCUCACUGCAAACGAGGGCCGUCAGCAACACUCCUUCUUCAUUCCUCAGCUCGGCCCCGCGCCCAAGUGGUGCUCUUUCCUGGACAACCUCGUCGAAGAAAUGGCAGAGGACGCGCAAGAUCCUGGAGCCUUCAACGCCGGUACACAAGAGACUGGCGCCGUCUACGACAACUACAAGUUCUUGUCUACCCAGCAACUCCGUGAACUCAACCUCGACCACCUCGUCGGCACCACCUCCCUCCUCCGCCCAUACAUGCACGGCUACUUUGUCGCCCAGAAGCUGUACGAACAGGCUCGCCUGAUCAGCAAUCCCGACAUGUUCGAAGAACAACGCGCAAAAUCUAUCGCCGAGAAGAUCAACAAGGAGCGCGAGUCUCGUAUUCGUGGCAACAAGGCUGUCAAAGUCAAGGUCAACAGAAGAUUGGCAGAGAAGAUGGCUGCAAGAGAAGAAGCAAACGAGCGUCGCAAGGCCAGACGUGUUCUGCGCCAAGGAGGAGACGAGCCUCAAGCACAAGCAGAAGGAGAAGACGAAGAAGAUGCAGACAAGCCAGCGAGAGGUGUCCUCGGCGACGAGCGUUUCGCUUCUCUGUUCCAGGACGAAGACUUCGAGAUCGACGAGCAGUCUCGCGAGUUUGCACUUCACAACCCUUCAACAGUCCCUGUGGCAAAAGACACAGAACGCAAGCGUGGUCUUACAGCGGUCGAAGAAGAGGCCAACCAAUCCAUCCACGGCUCCUCCGACGACGAGUCAGAAAGCGACGUCGACGAUGCAGCAGCAGAGAGACAACAGCGCGGUGUCCAACGUCGCAACGACCGCGGAGACGACAACACCGUCGACAAGAAUCGCAUCUCCUCGACCAACUACCGCAAAUCAGGCCACAAGUCAAAGCAACCGCAAAUGUCCGUUUCAUCAUCACAGCCAAAGAACAAGAACGCCAAUGCCAAUCGUCGGGAUCGCUCAUUCGGCGACCUUGCCCAAGGACUCAAAGAUCAACCCAAGAGCAGCAUCAGACAAGGUGGCGUUGUUGGCGAAAAGGAAGUCACUUUCGCACCGCAAAAGGUACAAAAGAGACCUCAGAAGCCUAGAGAAUCAUAUGGCGGCGGUGAUGCCGACGAUGGAAACGGAAGAAAGAUACCCAGAGGUAAAGAGAGAAGGAGUGCUAGCGGAAACGUGUUUAGAGGCAUGUGAGCUGCUUGAUCACAUACAUUCGCAUCUGUUUAGCAUUGUCAAUAUACCCUUUUUUGUCGCAUCAAUCUUCUUCCGGUUCCGUGUCUUUUGGUCGAGUCUUAGAUCCUUCGCAUGCAAGAGGAUAAAGGUGUACCUUAAAGUGGAAGGUCGUUCUCAAUUGAGGUGCGGGAGUCAUGUGUUG